AUUUAAGAUCCGGCAUUGAGCUUGGGCCGCAAUGGAUUUCUGGAACAAGGCUCGGAGCUUCGCCGAGGAAGCAGCGAAACGCUCGUCAGAGCUUUCUACAGGCCCCGCGAAGCUCGGCGAUAUAGUAACGGACGCUAUGAAACGGUCCAAGGAGAUCGCGGCCGAGGCGUCCAAACGGGCCGAAGAAAUCAAAGCCGAAGCCGCGAAGCAAGCUGAAUUCAUCAAGUCGUUGCUCGCCGAGGGGGUCACGCCUCCAGAAAACCCGGAGAGCCUGGUGGAACCAGAGAAGGAACUGGAGAGGUUUGGAAUUACUGAAGAGUUGAGAGAUUUCGUUAAGGGGAUUACUAUGAGCACCUUUCAAGAUUUUCCUUUACCUGAUGAUUUCCCAAUGUCUGAUGUUCCCCCAUGA
Molecule: messenger RNA, 409 nt
Organism: Hibiscus syriacus
Lineage: Eukaryota; Viridiplantae; Streptophyta; Magnoliopsida; Malvales; Malvaceae
Exons: 2
Coding region: 32-409 (125 amino acids)
Source: RefSeq, a predicted model, not a curated record